Messenger RNA from Colossoma macropomum (tambaqui), 5343 nucleotides. It is a transcript of the gene scamp1, whose product is annotated as secretory carrier membrane protein 1. Gene Ontology annotation, biological process: protein transport. The record is from RefSeq and is a predicted model, not a curated record. The transcript is spliced from 9 exons. Lineage: Eukaryota; Metazoa; Chordata; Actinopteri; Characiformes; Serrasalmidae. Gene Ontology annotation, cellular component: recycling endosome membrane; trans-Golgi network membrane. Bases 144 to 1160 code for a protein of 338 amino acids.
GCAGUGGGAUCCGAGGGAUCCGUUGUAGAGCGGAGCGCCGAGAGCGGAGAGUGGGAUUUGUUAAGGCUUUAUUAAGGGUUUAUUUCAGGGGUUUAUUAAAGGGUUUUAUCGCUCCUGGACGGCGAAGACAUUUCAUCCUCAACAUGUCGGAUUUUGACAGCAACCCCUUCGCGGACCCGGACUUCAGCAACCCCUUUCAGGAUCCCUCAGUGACGCAAGUAACGCGGAACGCCCCCCCUGGCCUGGAGGAGUAUAACCCUUUCACAGAUACAAAGCCGGCUCCGCCUGGCUCAGCCCCCAAAGCAAUGCCACCCACCACCAACACACAGCCGGCUAUCAUGAAGCCCACUGAGGAACCACCAGCUUAUUCUCAGCCACAGCAAACACAGGACCAGACGAGGGCUCAGGCGGAGUUGUUGCGGAGGCAGGAAGAGUUGGAGAGGAAGGCCGCAGAGCUCGACCGCAGAGAGAGGGAGAUGCAGUCCCUCAGUGCAUCAGGAGGGAGGAAAAACAACUGGCCGCCUCUUCCAGAGAAGUUUCCGGUUGGUCCGUGUUUCUACCAUGACAUAUCUGUGGACAUCCCUGUGGAGUUUCAGAAAACGGUCAAGAUCAUGUACUACCUGUGGAUGUUCCACACGGCGACGCUCUUUCUGAACAUAUUUGGCUGCUUGGCGUGGUUCUGUGUGGAUCCUGCUCGUGGUGUGGACUUCGGUUUGGCCAUGCUGUGGUUUAUGCUCUUCACUCCCUGUUCCUUCGUCUGCUGGUACAGACCUCUCUAUGGAGCAUUCAGGAGUGACAGCUCUUUCCGGUUCUUUGUGUUCUUCUUUGUGUAUAUCUGCCAGUUUGGUGUCCAUGUGAUGCAGGCCAUCGGUAUCACCGGCUGGGGCGCCAGUGGUUGGAUCUCAGCACUGACGGGCCUGAACAAGAGUAUUCCUGUAGGAAUCAUGAUGAUCCUCAUCGCUGCUCUCUUCACUGCCUCUGCGGUCAUCUCCCUCAUCAUGUUUAAAAAGGUCCACGGGCUGUAUCGGACCACAGGUGCCAGCUUUGAGAAAGCUCAGCAGGAGUUUGCCACCGGUGUCAUGUCCAACAAGACGGUCCAGACGGCUGCCGCUAACGCCGCCUCCACCGCUGCCCGAGGAGCCUUCAAAGAGCAGUUCUGAUUGGCCCAGAGAGAGCAGAGCACCGCCCUCUCCGUCCACACUCCUCCUUCUCCUCCCCCACUUCUUUUAUUCCUCCUAAACGUACUCACAUGACUGUUCAGUCAUCCACAACCCUGCUCAUUUCUGACAUGGAGGAUUUCAGACUCCACCUAUUUCAUUGACUUCCUGCACUCAAGUGGCUGACUGAGACUCCGCCCCCUUUCUCUUCUCCUCAUGUCACUCAGCAGGUGUGCUCACCUGGGUGCGUGUGAGCGUGUGCGUGCAUCAGGAAUGUGUCCUCGUGCUGCGUGUGUAGAGUCUGCCACUUUAUGAAUGCGCAUCGCGCCUUUUCUCAUAUUAAAAAAAAAUACAAAAAAACGAAGGAACAAACGUUUUGCUUCUUGUGCAGACGGGAGGCGAAAAAGAGCACCCUCAGAUAAACCAUCCCACCAACAACCAUGCUCUCCAACACAAGCACCUUCAUUCCUGUGGCGCUGAGGGGAAUGUCCGUUGCUAUGUGCGUGCUGCGCCCAGUAGGAGAUUCGGACAGACAUUUUGUCGCUCGUUAUCUCUGAUUCCGCCUUACGCCCACUUUUCCUCUCCACUUUUUCCCCCGGGAACACCUCGCCUGCCUCUUUUAGACGUGAGUCGACGCUCCUCUGCCUCCUCGUGGUUGAGUCUGAGGCCUGUUUGAUGCAAUCAGACAAAAGUGGUCAUUUUGUCCGGCCCAGAAUGACAGAGUCGCAGGCUUUUACGCUGUUCCCCAUGCCUGUGUAUAUAUAGAACCCUGUAUGCUUACACUAGUCUCUCCAGUCCAGGUCCUGUUUAGCACGUUUUCAGUGCUUCCCUGCUCUAACUGACCCCAGGUUGGACGGUGAGAGCAGGAAAACACUAAAACACACAGAACAGGGGUUCUCCAGGACCGGCCAGGAGAAAACUGGCUUAUGUGUAAAAAAAUGAAAUAAAUAUUGGCUGAUUUCAAACAUUUUGAAAGUUCCCGAGCGCCUCCAGCCUUCUUUUGUAAUCGACACCACUUCAGUGUAAUCAGCACUACUUCGGAUUGGAAAACGUAUCUCGGGAGUGGGGGGGCGGGAGAAACGCGCAUAACCCUCAGGAUAUUGCUCGUAAAUGUGCAUGAGAAGCUUGCUAAGUCCACCGCCGCUGUCCGGUCGAGCUUUUUAGGGGUUUCAGGACGCUUUGGGAGAUGAGUGGGAGAAAAGCGCUGACCGCAAACACAAAAAACUCGCUAGCCCACAUGUCUGUAAACAGAUAUCAAGUAAAUAUAGGUGUGUGUGGGUGUGUAUAUGUGUGUGUGGGUGUGUUUGAGAGUGAAAACGAAUACGCUGUUUUUCAACCUAAAUUCUGCAUCCAUACAAAUAAAAAGCGACACGAAAACCAACCGACUUAAUUAUAAUAGAAUUCAAUGGGCAGAUGCUGAAGCGAGUGUCUGUAGAGUCAGCUGUGUUUGGAGCGCAGAGAAAUUAUUUGCGGUAUUCGGUCGCAUGACACUGAUUCAGCAGAUAGAGCUUGGGUUGACAAGUGGACUAUCCCUUUAAGCAUUUGAGUGAGCGUUUAGCCGUUUAAAGGGGAAUUCCACCCAUUUUUCAAAAUUUCUGCAUGACUUGGUUAGUGAGAUGUGUAGUUAUUCAGAGUUUUGAUGUGAAAUGAUUCACUGUAGAGACACUUACAGACUUCGAUUUCUUCACAGCGAGGGCGAUGGGAACCAGGGACCACUGUCUACAAAAAAACGCUUUAUUUACUAUAAUAAAAGGCGGCGGUGAACCUACACGUGUCUGAGUUUUCAUACCUGAUAUUGAUGAUGGUGAUUAAUGAUUAGACAAUGAUUACUUAAUCAUCUGAUCACAAUUAUUUGUGCUAAUCAUAAUUAUGUCCCACAGUUGUUGCAGUGAGUGAAUAGUGUACAUUAUUCGUCUAUUGGUCAGUAGAAAACGUAUUUAUUGAGACAAAUCAAAAUAAAAGUUGUGAGUGAAAAAAAAUAAAUAAAGGCAGUGGUGAUUAAUGUUUGUUUAUUUGAGCUUGAGCUGUUUUGGUCAUCAUUUGGGAGCCACCAACAACAGCUAGGAGGCAAAAAAUCGGUCAGUUUGCCCUCUGUAGGCUUGUACUAAAGCUAAACUGUUAUUAUUUAUAUGGCUAUUAAUCGAAAGCUAAAAGGCAAGGCCUAGAUGAAAUAGUGGUAAAUUUUGGGGGGUUUCUGUGGGGACUUUUUUAGAUUACAACCAUUUCUACCCCAUGAAUGGACUUUAAAAAAUGUGUUUUAGGCCAAAAUCUUUCCUCAGAACUAUGUCUCAGACACCAUACAGCGCAUUUAUAACCAUUUCCUGUAAUAACUCUGUCUGAUGGAGCUUUUAGAAGCAUUGAACUCUUCCAAUGUCUGAUUUCUGUCACCACUACUGUGAACAAUUCUGACUCCCUACAAUGAGCCUUUUCACAUCAAUCCACUCUGAAUGACUUCACAUCUUAACCAUUUUAUUAUGCAGUAAUUUUGAGAGAAAAAAUUACAUUUGAUGCAUAAUUAAAGCACUGAGAUUUAAAAGUCAUUCAAAAUGGUUUGAUAUGAAGUGUUUAACUGUAGAGAAACUUAGCAACUCUGAUGUCCUUACAGUGGUGGUGAUAGGAACCAGGGGUCGCCAUGACUACAACGCAAAUAUAGACAUUUUAUUUACUGUCCAGAACCACUAGGGAACCUACACGAGUCUUCUGAGCUUUGAUGAUGAAAAAUUGUGGUACAUUUGGAAAAAAAAAUGUUUUGAAAUUUUGAAAACUUUUGUAAAGUUUUCUAUUGGAACUAUUUUGCCUCACAACCCCGUACAUCAGGGGUGCCAAUUCUAGUCCUGGAGAUCUACCACCCUGGAGAGUUGAGAUCCAACACACCUGGCUCUGAUAUUCAGAUGACCUUGAAGGCCUUCAUAACCUGGAUCAGGUGUGUUUGAUCAGGGCUGGAGCUAAACUGUGCAGGGUGGUAGAUCUCCAGGACCAGGAUUGGGCACCCCUGCCCUGCAUGUACCCCUCUGCCAUGAAUGUGGACUUAAAAAAACACACUUUAGGCCAAAAUAUGAUCUCAAAACUAUCAUGAAACACUCUCUGACAUCAGGUAGUGUAUUCACAACCAUUUCACGUGAGGGAGCUUUUAGAGGUGGACGUCUGGUUCCUAUCACCACCACUGUGAACAGUUCUGAUUCCAAGUUUCUCUACAGUGAAUCAUUUCACACUCUGAGCGACUCUGUUUACAUCUCAACCAUUUAAUUAGACAGAAGUGUUGAAAACGUCCGCUGGUUACAGCUGUCGGGGUUUUGGGUCAUUCAAACCGACCAGUGUCCGUUACCGUUCUGGAGCCACUGCAGGAGCUCUGAAGGUGUUUAAACAAACCUGUUUUUUGCGCGUUUUUUUUCUUCUCUUUUUUUUUGUUUUUGAAAUUACAGAAUAGUGAAACCUUGUAGCCUUGGUGACCGUCACCUAGAAACAGCCAAGUCUGACGAUUAUGGGAUGUAACCGUAUCAAGACUGCUUUAAGUGUGUGGAUCCUUUUACUGUUCAGCAGCUCUGUAUGUGUUUUUCAGUAUUGAGUCUUAAACUGAUUUUCUCAGCUUACUGACAAUUUGCUUUCUCGAUUUAUUUUACCAUCAGUGGCUGACUGGAGUGUUUUUUUUUCACUUUUCCUUCUUUUCUUCUGUCCUGGACUUUUCUUAGACCAGUUAGCUUCCCUCCUUUCAGUGUGCGCGAGCGCGAGACAAGCUACUGCAAGUCAUUCUUCCUUUUAUGAAUUUCGACUAAUGGCACCAGAAUGUUUCUGUUAUGUAUAUUUUUCCGUUUCGAAAAGCUUUCAUUAAAAAUUAGAACAGACGAUAUGAUGUGAACUCUUGUGUGUGCGUGAGUGUGUGUGUGUAUGCCUGUGUGUGUGUUGGAUCGUGGCUUUAAGUUGUAAUUUUUAAUGGAUGACACUAGAACCGUAGUUGAAACACUGAGGAGAAGGCGGCGAGAGGCGAGCGAAGUUGUUCGGAGCGAAACCUAAGGGAUGUUUGUAUAUUUUGUAAAAUCGACGAGUGGUUGCCUGUUGUCCUGAAUUUCAUUGUACUGUACAAAUGCACUCUUGUCUCCCCUGCAGUCGCAUGUUGAGUAGUUUGAGUUUUGUAUAUUUAUUGUAUUAACACGAGAAUAAAAUAAUAAAAAAAAAUUCAACUACUUAA